CCUACCAUGAUGUAGAAGAUGAGACCUUCUGUGUGCAGUAUGCUUGGGCGCCGUAAGAUAGUGUUCCAAAGAGCGAAGCUGGAGUGGCGAAGAGAGGUAUUUAAGAGCAAGUGAACCCGCAGGCGCUCUUACAUUCUCAUGAAGUGGGGAUUGUGUAUGCUGCAAGGCUGAAACAACAUGCUAGCCCGAAAGCUUUGUACCUUGUAUUGUCAACAACUACGGAAGGCUGAAGCCACACAUCGUUUCUCAAAUAUGUCACCAGUCAUGUUUAGCCAUUGUUCCACAAGGACUCUCCUACACGCUGUCAAUGCUGCAAGGCCUGGCGGAACUUUUGAAUCUCAUUGCCAGCGCAGCCUUCGGCGGAUUGGGUUCCGCCGGAAAGAAAGAAUAGAUGGGCGAAGAGCGAAGUCUACGAGAGUGUUCUGCACCCGCUGAAUCACUUUAAAUCACCUAUCUCUUAUUGUGCACGAUGCUAUACUCCCUCCCUUUCGUAAAAUGCUACCAGCUCUGCAGUGAUCUCGACGAUACAGCAACCCCGAGCAAAGUGAAACCCACCACAACACUACCGGGUCAUCCGUACAUCAAACUCGACACUCCUUCUAUCCUGAGAAGCUUCCUCGAGAAGGAGCUUUAUGCGAGGGAUCUCGAGGCCAUUGCGCCGUAUCUCUGGGUGAUGUCGACUCAGUCCAGUUCCAACAUCAAUCCGUUGCAUCGACAAAAAGUCAAAGGUCGUGAGAUUGUCGUUACGGAGGAUCCUCGCCUACAUCUGGUAUGGAUCCACGACCGAAUCUUUAUUAAGCCUCUGCCUCGUUAUCUUCUUUCGUACGCAUUUUGGGACUUGUUCCUUUCCGGCAAAUCCACUGAACUCGGUGACCUCUGCGCUGUCUUAAGAUCGGCAGCCCUGGGAUACUUACGGACGUACCGGUAUUUGAUCCAACAUGAAACCGACUUCUUCAUUGCCCAACAAGAGCACCUACGUCUGGUCCCGAAAGAUGUGGACUGGCCAAGAUUCUGUGACUUCAUAUCGGAGCUCGACCGCGUCCGGGACGUUGAUGUCUCUGGUCGAUAUUGCUACGGCGAGAUCCGCCUUUCUCGGCUCAACUUCUACGCUCCCUUCUUGCUCCGGAGGUUCUACUAUGAACAAGUCCACGGCCAAUAUAGCGACAUCUUUGGAAGAUUUUAUGGCCCGGUUCUCUUUGUCUUCGCGGUAGUUACUACCCUCCUGAACUCCAUGCAGGUGGGUAUGGCCGUUGAGCAGGUGUCCAGCGAACACUGGGUGGCUUUUUGGACCACCUCUCGCUGGUUCAGCAUCCUGAGCCUGACUGGGACAGCACUCAUUGCGCUAGCCUUUAUCCUUUUGUGGAUGUUUAUAUUCAUUGAUGAAUGGAUUUACGCCAUCAAGUGCUUGAGAAAGAGAAGACGAGAAGAAGUAUGCUGCACAUGACGGGACAACAAAUCGUUCGUUACGCUCACUUCUAACAAGAAAUCUGUACAGAGUUAUUCGGAUGGUUAUCUUAUCGCCAGUCGUCUUAGCUCAAUUGGGAGAGCGCCAGACUGAAGCCCAACUUCUGUCC
Messenger RNA from Xylona heveae TC161, 1574 nucleotides. RefSeq lists its product as hypothetical. The coding region runs from base 470 to 1444 and encodes 324 amino acids. The record is from RefSeq and is a predicted model, not a curated record. Lineage: Eukaryota; Fungi; Ascomycota; Xylonomycetes; Xylonales; Xylonaceae. The transcript has a single exon.